GUCCUUUUAGUUUACAACCCCUUCUCUUAUCACCAGCUGCUUCCAAUUGGGCCUAUGAUUGCCUGGCCUUACGGCGAUGGCAUCCAUCGCUAUCGAGGUUGAGCCCGAAGUCAUUGGCCAUGAGGAGGACCUGUCCAACGAACAUCCCAGCGAGGAGGCUGAGGAGGAGCCCGGAAUCCCCUCGGAGAAGAGCCACCCACGGCUUGCGCACGCGCGCCGGAAGGUCACGGAGGAGCCCCAUGUGCCUUCGAGUGAGGACGAAGAGACGGCGCACCUCGUGUCUGGCCAUGCCCGUCACAAAGAGACUGAGGAGCAUGGAAAGAUGACCGCCGUACAAGCUGCAUCGAAUUUAGUGACCUGCAUGGUGGGGGCCAGCGUUUUGAGCUUGCCGCGCAUGGUGGCCAACAACGGCUGGGCGCUCGGCCCCUUAAUGGUCGUACUGGCGGGCCUGGUCUCCUACCAAGCCUGCGUUUUGGUGGACCAAGCAAUGGAAGCCAUUGCUGAGAUCCAUGGCCAGCAUCCCAAAAACAUCGGGGACGUUGUCCAGGAGUGCUUCGGUCUGCGCGGCAAGCGAGCUGUCCUGUUUCUGACCUGCGUUUUUCAGAUCAGUAAAUGCGGCGUGUACUUUGUGGUGAUUGGCACCAACCUGAACUAUGCCAUGGAGACGGUGUCGUUGAGGGCUUGGUCAGUGACAGGUGCUAUGAUUUGUAUGCGCCUGAUCUUCGUCCGUGACAUCACUGUGAUCUCGCAAUGGUCCUUCAUAGGUGUGCUAGCUUCCUUCGUGUACCUGCUGACCAUUUCAGCAGGAGGCAUUGAGGCCGCGGCCACACGACACACAGUCACCAAGCUAUGGCCAAGCACGUAUAGCAAUCUUCUGGCCGAUUUCGCAGUGAUGGUGUAUGCAUACUCCCCGAUUGAUGUGCUACCCGUGAUGAAGCACGACAUGAAGGAGCCCCGGCAGCUCUACUGGUCGUUGCGGGUGGCCUUCAUGGUGGUGAUCCUCAUCUACGUGAGCUUGGGCUCAGUCGCCGUCCUCGGUUGGGGCGAUCGCUUGACGGGCAAUGUCUUGCUCUCCAUGUGCGAACCACCAGGAUGCCCUGGUCAACUGCCAGCAGGUACGGUGCCCGGCAAGAAGUGGCUGCUUGGCUAUUGCUUGGCCUGCGCCGUGGUCUCCAACUUGAUGGUCACUGCCCCCGUAGUCCUGUACUGCGUAUUUCGAGUUCUGGAGGCUGAGAACCCGCAUCUUCUGGCAAAUGGAUUGGUCAAUCGAGCUGCGCGGAUCAUCACUGUGUUGGGUGCCUUGAUGAUCGCCCUGUUCAUGCCCUUCUUUACCGAGAUCCUCGCGGUAAUAUCCACGGGGCUGCUCAGCUUGCUCCAAGUGUUUGUGCCCGUGGCCAUUACGCUGGCGCUUCAUCUCCGCCGAAGUACGGGUGGCUUCGUGUGUUUUCUGCGGGAAAUGAUGCUGACGCUGCUUGGUUUAGGUAUGUUGACCUCCGGCAUGUCCAGCGCUCUACGAAACCUCUACCGCGCCAUACAUCAUAUGUGAGCCACGAUCAAUAUAUGACAGUCAAGGG
Molecule: messenger RNA, 1574 nt
Organism: Effrenium voratum
Lineage: Eukaryota; Dinophyceae; Suessiales; Symbiodiniaceae
Source: the annotation of a GenBank genome assembly